CUGAGAGCGAGAGGCAGACUCUUAAAAACAGCAAGAGCCAAAAACACAUACUUGGCAUUCUUAAGGGAAGAGUCGACGUGAAACCUGCGCCGUAAUCAUUACAGCUGGAAAAAAAAGAAAAGAAAAGAAAACGACCUUCAUGUGGGAGGAUGACUUUAGCGGCGGAGGACGCGCAGAUGAUUUCCUCCACCUUAGGGGGAGGAUCCGUCCACGUAACGCGAGGCAAACUCACCGCAUUUGCUCGCAUUAGCGUUUCCUCCUUCAGCCGUGAUGCAUCAGAGUAAUGAAGCGGCAGCCUGGAGAUGACCGUGGUACCCCCGCUCACAGCCCGCAGUCUUCAUAGAAGAAGAGACCGCUGCUGAACUUCGCUUUCAUUCGGACGUUUUUGGUGAUUUUUUGCGUAAAGAGGGGGAGUGACUGUUUCUUAAUAAAGCCAUCAUCGUAAAAAAUUAAAGAAGUGAAAUCUAGAGGAUGAGCAGCUUAGGUCAUGUACCCACACGGGUGAAAUCCAAGCGGACUGAGGUCAGGCUCGGCGCGGAGAGGGAUCAUUUUGACAAGCAGCAGCUCAGCAGCAUCAGCAAAGCCAUCAAUUCCACUGAGAUACCUGUGAAAGAGAAACAUGCUCGACGAAUCAUAUUGGGCACUCACAGGGAGAAGGGAGCCUUCACCUUCUGGUCCUACGCUCUGGGCUUCACCUUUCCCAGCAGCUCCAUCCUUUGCUGGAAGUUCUGCCAUGUGCUGCACAAAAUCCUGCGAGACGGGCACCGCAAUGUUCUACAAGACUGCACGAGACAUUACAGCUCCCUGGUUGAAAUUGGGGAAAUAUGGGGCAACCUCCAUGACAGAUACGGACAGCUGGUGACUCUCUACUCGAAGCUGCUCUGCACAAAACUGAAGUUUCAUACGAAGCAUGGCGAUAUCCCAGCAAACCUGGAGAUCACAGAUGAAGAGCUGGAGCGCACUGCAGGAACAGACAUUAAUAAUGUGUUCCAGCUCUCUGUGGAAGUGUUUGAUUACAUGGACGCAGAGCUGCGGCUGGCCGAGACAGUGCUCCGACAGCUCAACUCGUCCCUCGCCAUGACAACUCUCACAUCAAGCCAGUGUCGCCUGGCUCCGCUGAUCCAGGUCAUCCAGGACUGCAGUCACCUCUACCACUUUGCCGUCAAGUUGCUGUUCAAGCUGCACGCCUGUCUCCCUGCUGAUACUUUGCAAGGACAUCGUGAUCGUUUCCACGACCAGUUUCACAAACUUAAGAACUUCUUCAAUAGAGCCAGAGAGAUGAUCUACUUCAAGAGACUCAUCCAGAUCCCCAAGCUGCCUGAAUCCCCGCCUAACUUCCUGCAUGCAGCCUCACUGGCGAAACACGUGAAGCCAGUGGUGGUCAUCCCCAAUGAGGAUGAACCGGAGAUGCAGGAUGACGAGGAUGACGAGCCGGAGCCGCUCAUCGAGGUCGACAGCUUCACGACCUCCAGCGUACAGGCUCAGCCGCAGCAAGUGGACAUAUUUGAUCAAACCUUCGGACCUCCAAAUGGAGGCUUUGACGACAGGGACCUCCAGAUUGAAACCCUUAAGCGGGAACUCGAGCUGCUGAGAGCAGAGCUGGAGAGGGUGAAAGCCGAGGCUCAGCGUUACAUCACGCAGCUCAAAUCCCAGAUCAAUAGUUUGGAGGCAGAGCUGGAAGAACAGCGUGCGCAGAAACAACGAGCCCUUGUGGAAAAUGAACAGCUGCGCAUGGAGCUCGAAGCGACCCGCCGCCGCAACACUGAUCACGAGAGCUUACAGACCACCUUCAUCGAGGCUGAAAAAAGGGCACAAGCCACUGAACAGCGGUACAAUAAGCUGAAGGAGAAGCACACAGAGCUGGUGGCCAGCCAUGCUGAGCUGCUUCGGAAGAGUGCAGACACUGUGAAGAUGCUGUCAGUAACCCAGCAGACCCAGGAGGAAGUAGAGAGAACCAAACAGCAGCUGACCUUUGAGAUGGAUCGAAUAAAGCAGGAAGCUGACAUGAAGAUGGAAGAGCAGAGGUUUGAGGUGGAGAGGGUGAAGAGAGAGCUGGAGGAGAAGAUGGCAGAAGUGACCCGUAUCAAGGCGACCCUGCAGAGCAGUGAGAAGACGUCGGAGCAAAUUAACAGCUCGAUGACGGCUCUGCAGGCGGAGAAGGAGCGUCUGAUGCGGUCUGUGAGCGAGAAGGAGGCUGAGCUGUCAUCAGUGCGGCAGACUGCGCAGCUGCAGCAGUCGUCGCUUCAGCAGGAGCGAGAUAAGACCAGCAGGGAGCUGGGAGAGCUGCAGGGAAAACUGAAGGAGAAGACAAGUCAGGAGGAGAAGAUGAAGCAGAAGCUUCUGGAGGAGCAGUUUGCCCUGCUGCAGGGAACUAUAACAGAAGCUGAGACCAUCAUCCAAGAUGCUAUUGCCAAGCUGGAUGAUCCCCUCCAUAUACGCUGCACCAGCUCUCCAGAUUACCUCAUAAGUCGGGCGGAGGCUGCACUUGGCUCCAUCGACAAAGUGAAAAAGGGCCAUGCAGAUUAUCUGAGAAACAUGAGCGAUGCUGGCACGCUGCUGAGAUCUCUGACCCAGUUCUCUCACUUGACCGCGGACACAAUUGUUAACGGCAGCGCUACUGCACACAUGGCACCCACUGACCAUGCCGACAAACUGACGGAGAACUGCCGAAGCUGCGGCACUCAGAGUCUGCUGUUCUUGAGGGAGAUGAAGUCCAAGGCCACGCUACAGAAGGCAGACCCAGCCACCAUUCGCAUAAUCAUACAGAAGAUCCUACACCUGGGUCAGGAGCUGCGGCCAAAGGGCUUGGACGUUCGUCAGGAGGAGCUGGGAGACCUGGUCGACAAGGAGAUGGCUGCAACAUCUGCAGCUAUUGAGGAGGCAGUCCGCAGGAUCGACGAAAUGAUGAGUCAGGCACGAAAAGACACCACAGGAGUUAAACUGGAAGUCAAUGAAAGGAUCCUCUUCAGCUGCACAGACCUGAUGAAGGCCAUCCGCAUGCUGGUCAUAGCAUCCACCGACUUGCAGAAGGAGAUUGUCGAGGGUGGGCGGGGCGCAGCCACCAUUAGGGAGUUCUAUGCCAAAAACUCUCGCUGGACAGAGGGACUCAUCUCUGCUGCCAAGGCGGUGGGAUGGGGAGCCACGGAGAUGGUAGAGUCUGCUGAUAAGGUGGUUCUGCACACGGGAAAAUAUGAGGAGCUGAUCGUCUGCUCUCAUGAGAUUGCUGCAAGCACAGCGCAGCUGGUGGCGGCUUCAAAGGUUAAGGCAGAUCGCCACAGCAAGAAGCUGACAAAACUCCAGCAGGCUUCUCGCCACGUGAACGAAAUGGCAGCUAACGUGGUGGCCUCGACAAAGACGGGCCAGGAGCACCUGGAGGACAAAGAUACAAUGGACUUCUCUGGGAUGUCGCUAAUUAAGCUGAAAAAAGAAGAAAUGGAGUCACAGGUGAAAGUGUUAGAAUUGGAGAGCAUGCUAGACAAUGAGCGUCUGCGCUUGGGCGAGCUCAGGAAGAAGCACUACGAGAUAGUCGGAGUUCCUCUGGACCAGCUUGCCGAGGGGAACGGUGAAACCUCCUCGCUGGUCAAUCCUGUCACCAUGUCACCAAAACCCUUAAAGCCCAGUCUCAUGAAGAAACCUCCACUGGCCCAGAAACCCAACAUCCCACCCAAAAAUCAAUUUGCAUACAGUUUUAAAUAAAUGCCUGAGCAGAAGAAUGAGAAGCACUAACAGGAUGGUUGGACUGAAGAGGAGGAAGACGGCCUUUUUGUGAACCUGCACUUCCUUUAAGUUGCAUGCUGACAAUCCUCUAAUCCUGCUUCUAUUGUCUCCGUUUCCUGCUUUUAUUUGUCUUUCCUUUUUUUGCCAAAAUGGACCAGAAGCCUGAUGUUUGAUGCUUGAUGUCUGGGUUUUUUUUGUUGUUUGUUUGUUUUGUUUUGUCUUUUUAUUUUCAUGUUAUUGUUAGGCAUCGAGAACAAAAGGUAAAUGCUAAAGUUUUUGGUUGUAUUUAAAGUAUUUUUUUUCUUCUCUAUAUAAUUUUAAACCAUUAAACACUACUCCUGCUUUUUAAAAUGCAAACCUCGUCACUGACCGCAAAUCGACAGCAUAUCUUGAACUUGUAGGAUUGUUAGAUUUGAUCAUCUUCUUUUCUGUUUUGGGGUUAUGUUUUUUCGCUGUUUUGGAUGUUUGUCACAGAGCACAUCAGUUUUCUCAGCGUACACUGUAUGAUAUUUGUGGUGUGGUGGGUUUUAAAGAAAACUGGGGGAAUCACUUGCAUCCACGUUUCAAAAAUUUAACAUACCUCCAAUCAUCGCCUUCACAAUGGACACCAUUCAUGUCCUGUGUAAAACUGCUUUCUUUCUCAAGAAUACAAGAUUGUCUCAGAGGCCUUGAAUAGUGCUGUACCAGUGCACUGAAUGAUACCUGUAGAGACAUACAGUCUGUAUAGGAGUGUGCAAAGUAUUUAUAGCUACACUCAUCUCUUUAAAUACCCCUUUACUAGCAGAGAACCUGGAUAUUAUGUCAAAUAGAUGCUGUAGUGCUCGCACGCACAUACUGGCUGUAGGUGUCCUUAAUUAUCAAAUGCUUCUUUCAGGCUGAAUAUGCAGAUUAUAGGUUUUAGUAGUUGUAUGAUAUCAAGGUGUUGAAGUCCUUGCUGCCUCCGGGAGCCUUUUCUUAUAGGGUCUUACAGGUUCUGUUCUUUCCUCUGUAUGAAAUGUCUUUAUAAGCUCAGAUCUAUUAAUAUAUUUUAGUAAAGAUACUGGUGGGUUUUUUUUCCUUGUAACAUGAA
Molecule: messenger RNA, 4786 nt
Organism: Pelmatolapia mariae (spotted tilapia)
Lineage: Eukaryota; Metazoa; Chordata; Actinopteri; Cichliformes; Cichlidae
Gene: hip1rb
Product: huntingtin interacting protein 1 related b
Exons: 32
Coding region: 472-3696 (1074 amino acids)
Biological process (GO): endocytosis; clathrin coat assembly; actin filament organization
Cellular component (GO): clathrin-coated vesicle; actin cortical patch
Molecular function (GO): phosphatidylinositol-3,5-bisphosphate binding; clathrin-cargo adaptor activity; actin filament binding
Source: RefSeq, a predicted model, not a curated record